This is a messenger RNA of Sparassis crispa, 3381 nucleotides long. RefSeq lists its product as hypothetical. The record is from RefSeq and is a predicted model, not a curated record. Gene Ontology annotation, molecular function: calcium ion binding; phosphatidylserine decarboxylase activity. Gene Ontology annotation, biological process: phospholipid biosynthetic process. The transcript has 12 exons. Lineage: Eukaryota; Fungi; Basidiomycota; Agaricomycetes; Polyporales; Sparassidaceae. Bases 1 to 3381 code for a protein of 1126 amino acids.
AUGGUCAAACCGCCGUCGAUGCGCAACAAGAAGGCUAUCAAGUUCGGUCGCGCAAUCAGGUCUGCCGCCCGCUUUCCUGUACGGGUGUCGGGCGGUAGAGGCAGCGGCAGAAAUACCUUCUCCCCCGCCCAAGGCGAAGUGCCCGUCGUAUUGCUUCGCGUUCAGAUUUUGGGCUGUACGAAUCUCGUUGCAAAGGACAGGAAUGGAUAUAGUGAUCCAUUCGUCGUCGUGUCGCUUCUGCGGGACAGACAUCGAACCCCAGUCAUCAAGCGCUCGCUGAACCCCGUCUAUGCACCCAAGGAUGCCACGUUCGAUUUCCCCAUCUAUAUGUCGCUCGCGGAGAAACUCGGCGUCAUCGAAUUGGUCGUGUGGGAUAAAGACGUGAUAAAGAAGGACUACCUUGGUGAGGCAUGUAUCCCGCUGGAAGACUGGUUCCGGGACGGAAACGCGUUUUCUUUUGACGAUGCGAACAACAAGGCGAUAACUGCGCCCAUCGUAUCGACACGCACCUCCACUCAGGCGUCGGGGACGAUCCACCUUAAGCUGGGAUUCGUACCUGCUGCUAAGAGUGCACCGUUGAUGGAUUACGAUCAGUUGUACUCAGAGCUGAACAAGCGCUCGCGACCGAGCCUUGUCUCGGCGCCGCCUACGGCAGGGAUUGGAACGGUGCGCUCGCAGGAGGGCGGGCCGGCAUUUGAGGAUGAUGGGCUGACGUCCGACGAAGGCGAGUACAACAGCGAAGAUGACGAGGAAGACUCACCGGAAAAGUUCAUCACGACGCCGAUUGCGCAGCCGAUCCCUCGCACCGCUUCAAUGCCGAGCACACCGACGACGGCGAAACCUCUUUUGUCUGCGCCCGCAAUAGCAUACAGCCUGAGUAAGCCACCGUCGCCGCUACCGUCGUCAUUCAAUAUUCCUAAGAUCUUCCCGCGGCGCGCGUCUGGUGCGCGGUCGCCAUCGGUGGACUGGUCCAUGACUGGCUCCUCAUCACCCCGGGCGGUAACGCCGACGCCGACUGGAACUCCGACACCGACGCAGAAGACUAAGUUUCGGCGGUCGUGGAUAUCGAAGCGGAAGGAUUUCAACUUCUCCGCGGCGAAUGACAUCCUUGGGAUUGUUAUGCUGGAGAUCCAAAGCGCGAGGGACCUGCCACGCUUGAAGAAUAUGACGCGUACCGGGUAUGACAUGGAUCCGUUUGUAGUUGUAUCGUUUGGCAAGAAGGUUUUCCGGACGCGCGUCAUACGGCACUCGCUAAAUCCGGCAUGGGAUGAGAAGCUGUUAUUCCAUGUUCGGCGGUACGAGUCGGCGUUCAAGGUGCAACUCACCGUACUCGACUGGGACAAACUUUCUUCCAACGAUCAUGUUGGCGACGCGAGCUUUGACGUGGCGGAACUGAUCGCAAACGCGCCGCAGAAGGACGAGGCGACUGGUCUGUACCCCGCGAAUGAAGAUGGAUUGUCGCCCAUGAAGGAGUUCUGUCUGCCGCUCACGACAGCAAAGGAGGUACCAUGGGAGUCGAAGCAUGCGCCAGUGUUGAUAUUCCGCGCCAAAUAUCAACCGUACGACGCGCUCCGGCAACGAUUUUGGCGGCAGUAUCUCAAGCAGUAUGACACAGACGAUAUGGGCAUGCUCUCACAUGUCGAACUCACCUCUAUGCUUGACUCGCUAGGAUCCACGCUCUCGCAUGAAACCGUCAAUUCGUUCUUCACACGAUUCGGAAAGAAACCGCAUGAGGACGUCAUCACAGUUAAUCAGGCUAUCCAGAGUCUGGAGACCGAGCUUUGUCGACCCCGCAGUGAGAAGAAACGGAUUAACCCCGACGAGACUGGUAUUGAUACCAGUGCCCCCGUAACCCCUGCCAUUCAUUCAAACGCGGACAAACAAUUACUGCUCAACCUCGACCUUCUAGACUUUUCGGGCCCGCCAUUGGACUUAUCUGCCUACAUACGUGACUUGGAGCAUGAUCCUCUCCAGAAACCAAGCCCGCCUGCUUCCUAUCCAACGGAACCGAUGCAGCAGCCUCUUGCGGAUGUCGCAGCAUCGUCCAGCAGCAGUUCUGUGUCGGCGAACUUCAAUCAUCAAAUAUCCGGUUCCUAUUCUGACCCAGAGGAGUCCUCUGGUUCUGCGUCUGGCGGCUCCAGCUCAAGUUCAAACACAACUUCACCGAGUUCAACAUCCACGGAUGACCUCUUCGAGCGCGUUAUCAAUAUUAAGAAUUGUCCACUGUGUCACCGGCCCCGAUUGAACUCGAAAGCAGAGGUAGACAUCGUCACUCAUCUUGCGAUAUGUGCUAGCCAGGAUUGGGCGGCUGUAGACAGGAUCAUGGUCGGAAACUUUGUCACUGCAAGCCAAGCGCAACGCAAGUGGUACACGAGGGUGAUCUCGAAGGUGUCGAGCGGUAACUACAAGCUUGGCGCGAAUUCUGCAAAUAUCAUUGUGCAGGACAGGUUGACUGGACAACUGGAAGAAGAGAAGAUGCAAGUUUAUGUUCGACUAGGCAUCCGGCUAUUGUACAAGGGUUGGAAAAGUCGUAUGGAGGGUGCGCGAGCUCGCCGUCUUCUGCGGUCGAUGUCGAUUAAACAGGGCAUCAAAUACGAUUCUCUGGAGUCCGCUCUCUACAUCCCUACCUUCAUUGCUUUCCACCAUCUGAAUGUAGACGAAAUCUUGGAACCUCUCAGUUCUUUUAAGAAUUUCAAUGAGUUCUUCUACAGGAAGCUGAAGCCGACCGCUCGACCGACUGAAUGCCCUGACGACCCUUAUCGACUGGUCAGCAGUGCAGAUUGUCGCUUGAUGACAUUUGAAACUGUACAUGAGGCGACAUCGUUGUGGAUUAAAGGCCGUGACUUUACGGUUGCUCGCCUGCUAGGAGAGGCAUAUCGUUCCCAGGCCGACCGAUAUGUCCACGGUGCAUUGUGUAUCUUCCGUCUUGCCCCACAAGACUAUCAUCGUUUCCAUUCUCCGGUCGACGGGAUUAUCGGGCCCAUGACGUAUGUUGCUGGAGAAUAUUACACGGUUAAUCCUCAAGCCAUCCGUACCGCCCUUGAUGUUUAUGGUGAGAAUGCCCGCAAGAUAGUGCCGGUUGAUAGUCCACAAUUUGGCCGUGUCAUGAUUGUCUGCGUUGGUGCCAUGAUGGUUGGAACCAUCAAGACGACCGUCAAGGAGGGUGACCGGGUUGCCCGGGGUCAAGAGCUGGGCUAUUUUGCAUUUGGUGGAUCGACACUAGUUGUGCUAUUCGAGAAAGGCGUGGUGGAAUGGGACGAGGAUCUCUUGGACAAUGGCCGUGCCUGUUUGGAAACCCGAGUUCGUGUCGGGAUGGGCAUCGGACGCGGUCAGCGUGCACCUUCUCUCGGCUCAGAUAACAACACCCGCGCUGCUCCAUAA